AUGAAGAGCCAUCUGGUUUUGGACUGGAAGUGUAUAAAAGCUGUUCUGUGUCGAGACAAGACCACCACUCUCACUAUGAAGACUUUGUUGGUACUACUUGCGCUCUCCUUUGUUGCCACAUGUUGGUCGCGACCCCCUCAGGGGGAAGGCGAGGGCCCACCUCCACCAACUGGCUGUCCUCCCCCUCCUGAGGGUAUGGGAGAAUCCCGACCACGCAGGCAAGCACAACAACAAGGCCCCGAAGGUCAGAAAGGCGAAGGCUCCGAAGGCCCCGAAGGUCAGGGAGGUGAAGGCUCCGAAGGUCCCGAAGGUCAGAGAGGCGAAGGCUCCGAAGGCCCCGAAGGUCAGAGAGGCGAAGGCCCCGAAGGUCAGAGAGGCGAAGGCUCCGAAGGUCAGAGGAGUGAAGGCUCCGAAGGUCAGAAAGGCGAAGGUUCCGAAGGUCAGAAAGGUGAAAGAUCCGAAGGUCAGAGAGGCGAAGGCGGCAAAGGCCCCGAAGGGCAAAAGGAACAAGGAUCUGAUGGUUCCGAAGAAAGGCCGGGAAGACCACCUCAACGAAGACGAUGAUUCCUGUGAAAGAAAUAAAACAUAUAUAUACUGAA
This is a messenger RNA of Haliotis rubra (blacklip abalone), 599 nucleotides long. RefSeq names its product S-antigen protein-like. The record is from RefSeq and is a predicted model, not a curated record. Bases 1 to 564 code for a protein of 187 amino acids. The transcript is spliced from 3 exons. Lineage: Eukaryota; Metazoa; Mollusca; Gastropoda; Lepetellida; Haliotidae.